UCCAUAUAAGGUCUAUAGUUUCAAUCAGGUACUUGUGGAUGAGAAUACUGUGUGAGGUCCACUGUUCACAGAACUACUAGUCUAGACUGAGGUCUCAUAGUAAAUAGGAGAUCGUGAUUCAAUUUCAAAUCAAGUACAAAUUCAAGCAUCUGUUCAGUCACGUGUUAGUAUUUAGAUCGGAUUCCAAAUUCUAGUUGACUGUCUCCUAUGUACUUCGAAAAUAAAAGUUAUAGAUUAUUUAAAUUUCUUAAUAAUUCAUCUUCAUAAAACUUUUCGAACCAGACUCAUGUAACUCUACAUCUAAUACCUACUACAUCAAAAACCGACAUGAUAACAUCGGUAUGUGCAGUGUGCAGUUGGUUCUUCUAGGUUUAAGUUAAUGUUUUGUUUACAAAAUUAGGUUAAACAUAAUGUAAUGAAAAAUUGCAUCAAUCCACCAGUAUGUGAUAAAAUAGUUUUUAUCGAUCAACCAGUAUGAGUUUUUAGAAAUACUCACCCAUUCAAUAUACAAAAGGGUGUUCGGUAUUAAUCAAUGAAAUGUAUUGAAAAUUAUUGUGUUCAUCUGUUCAUCCAGAGGUUGAGAAUUAUAUCAUGGACUUGUCGAUAAGCUUAUGGAAAUUAUGAGUGAAUCAGUGCAUACACUUCACAAAACGAUAUACUAUCUGUAUUCGGCAUUGAACUUCUUGUGUAAUCUUUUUAUUACAAAUUAUACUGCUAAGUUUUCCUAUACAACCUCACCAUUCCUAAUUGUAUUCUUCAGACGAUAUCAUAUUAUAUCACAUAAUUAUCAGGCCAUAAUAUCUUCUACAUUGGAACAUGGUUGUCCACGCCUUUCCAUUGGCCAAAUUAGGCUCCCUGCUUCUAAGACAAGUGAGUAAACCGAUCGCGAAUUUCUUAAAAGAACGCGCCAAACAGCAUCCCUUCUUCAGAACCUACCUGCUGAUGCCCCCGGCGCAGUUCUAUAACUGGUGUGAGGUCAAAAUGAAAAUGUACGCGCUGAAUCUCGGAAAACCAGUCACGGUUGCCCGAUUAAACGAAGCCACCGCCAUAGAUUUAGGCGGCGAUAUUUUGGGCGAGUUUAUUGUGUUCUUCAUAGCGGGUGCCAUUCUCACCAACGAAUAUGUCAAGCAGAUGCGCAAAGAGGCCGAUAAGAAAGAGGCUAGUCAACAGGAGAUGAACCAGUUGAUGGAUACUAUUCGGGAUCUGAAUUUGCAGCUUGAAAUGCAGGCCGUUGAGAUUCAGGAGCUGAAUGAGGUCGUACAAAGGCUGCAAGGUAAGAAGAAGCGUUGAGCAAAUGGUCGGCUCCUGGAGAAGAUAGUUCUGAAUCUACAACAUGAUCAACUCCACUUGAUUUUCCAUCUCCUAAAUGUUUGGAGCAGAGAGGAACAUGGUUCUGAAUUGACAACAUAUUAUCAUAAUAUAUAAAUCAGCAUCGCUAAAAUCAACUUCAUAUGAGGAUAGAGAGAAAGACAAUAAUUUUGAGUUAUGAAUCAAAAAACAUAAUCAACUUCACUACAAUCAACUUGUUCUAUCUCCAAAAUGUUGGGGACAGAGAAGAACAUGGUUCUGAAUCAACAACAUUUUAAAUCAGCAUCACUAGAAUCAAUUUUAUGUCUUAUUCCAUGAAUGUUGAGGAUAGAAAGAAAUUCAAUUCUGAGUUCUGAAUCAAAAACAUGAUCUAAUUCACUACAAUUAAACUUGAUUUUCCAUUUCCUGAAUGUUGAGGGGAGAGAGAAACACAUCUCUGAAUGGACAACAAGAAUUGACAUCACUGAAAUCAACUUCAUGUCCUAUUACUUGAAUGCUGAGAACGAAUAUAGGAACACAGCUCUGAAUAAAACGUCAUUAAUUUUAUUCAACAUUGCAGCAAUCAGUUUCAUGUCUUAUUUACAAAAUUUUAUGGGGAAAGGUUAUAAAAUUGUUGAUUGACAUGCAUAUCUGAUUCAACAUGAUGGACUUUAUAAUCAAUACGUUAAUCACAACAAUAAAAUCGUUCGACUAUCAAAAAUUUAGUUGGCAGGAAAUGGUUGAAAUACAAUUUGGUCUUAUUCCUAAGAAUAUUGAUACAGCAACAAGAUGAUUUCACUAGAAGGGUUAUUGAGAAAAUAGGCAUAUUCUAUGAUGCAGAGUGAAAACAAUAAUGCUUUUUUUAUUUUAUUUCAUUAAUUUGGGAAAAUUGUAACCGCAUGCACCACAAUAAACAGUGAUUAAUAAAUGGCUAUCAAUGAUCAGUAUUUUUUGACAGUUCAACCAUACAUCUAUUCUUAGAUAUUAUACGUAAUAAAAUUUUUCUCAUCUCUCUUCAAGUUCUCAAUUCUUCAUAUUCGACUUCUCAUCUUAACACUCAUAACAAAGAGGGGAUAGAUUGGUUAUCCUACAGUAUGAUCCCCAAUCAAACAUCAAACAACAGGUUUUUCAAUAAAGUCCCAUAAUUUUCUCUACAUCAACAGUAUUUCUCAGAUAUUUUGUGAAUGUAGAGA
This is a messenger RNA of Nilaparvata lugens (brown planthopper), 2480 nucleotides long. Its product is annotated as putative OPA3-like protein CG13603. Bases 817 to 1290 code for a protein of 157 amino acids. NCBI's taxonomy places the organism in Eukaryota, Metazoa, Arthropoda, Insecta, Hemiptera, Delphacidae. The transcript has a single exon. The record is from RefSeq and is a predicted model, not a curated record. Gene Ontology annotation, biological process: regulation of lipid metabolic process. Gene Ontology annotation, cellular component: mitochondrion.